Ipomoea nil (Japanese morning glory) is the source of this 1365-nucleotide messenger RNA. RefSeq names its product purine permease 3-like. The transcript has 2 exons. The record is from RefSeq and is a predicted model, not a curated record. Gene Ontology annotation, cellular component: membrane. Lineage: Eukaryota; Viridiplantae; Streptophyta; Magnoliopsida; Solanales; Convolvulaceae. Gene Ontology annotation, molecular function: purine nucleoside transmembrane transporter activity. The coding region runs from base 12 to 1085 and encodes 357 amino acids.
UGAAGUGAGAAAUGGAAGCAUCUCAAGGGAAGGGAAGUAUGAGGAGGAGGAGGCUAUUCCUUUUCCUCAAUUGCAUUAUGAUGUUCAUCGGCAACGGCGGCGGCCCUCUCCUUAUUCGACUCUACUUCAUCCGCGGUGGCGACAGAAUAUGGUUCUCCACUUGGAUUUCCACCGCCGGAUGGCCCAUCAACUUCAUCCCACUCGCGGCAGCUUACUACACGCGCCGCCGCAAAAGCACCACAAGCUUUUUCACGAUUACUCGGAACAUAUUUUUGGCGGCCGCGGCCGUGGGCAUCCUGCUCGGCAUAAUCAACUACCUCUACACCUAUGGCGUCUCGAAGCUCCCCGUCUCCACGUCCUCUCUCAUCGUCGCCUCCCAGCUGGCGUUCACCGCCGGCGCCGCAUUCCUCCUGGUGAAGCAGCGGUUCACGGUGUUCACGGUCAAUGCGGUCAUGCUGUUGACCAUCGCAGCCGGGGUGCUGGCUGUGGGGUCCGGCGGAGACCGCCCCGCCGGGGAGUCGGAAAAGGAGUACGUGGCAGCGUUUCUGAUGACCCUUGCGGCGGCAGCUUUGUCUGGGGCUCUUGCGCCGUGUAUAGAGUUGACUUACACCAAGGCAACCCAGUCUUUAACCUAUACUUUGGUUUUGGAGUUUCAGAUGGUUAUGACCCUCUUUGCCACUGCUGUUUCUACCCUCGGAAUGUUGGUAAACAAAGAUUUUAAGGCAAUUUGUAGGGAGGCCAGAGGAUUUGAGCUAGGAGAAGCAAAAUACUAUGUGGUUGUAGUGUUCACCGCCCUUAUGUGGCAGAUAUACUUCAUCGGAGCCGUCGGAACCAUCCGCUAUGGAUCGUCUUUGCUCUCCGGCAUUAUCCUCGCUGCAUCACUGUCUCUCACGGAGGUGUUGGCGGUGGUAUUUUAUGGAGAAAAAUUUGGGCCGGAAAAGGGGAUUUCACUGGCGCUUUCGCUAUGGGGAUUUGUAUCUUAUUUCUAUGGAGAAGUGAAGAAUAAUGGUGAUAAUAACAAGAAAGAGGAACUGCAAGUUCAAGUAAACAAUAUGGAAGCAAAUCAUGAAACUCUUCCUAUGUAACAUUCUAUUGAAUUGCUCCAUCCUUCUAUCUAUGGAAAAAAAAAAGAAAAAAAAACUUAGAAAAGUUUAAUAAUAAACUGGUCAUAGGAGUGAAGUUUGGGAAGAAUGACCAGGGAUCUCAAAGUGAGAGUCAGAGGGCUCCUUGUACGCAGUAAGCAAAGGUCUAGCCACUGGUUCAGUUGAGUUAUCAUGACUUACAUCCUCCCAGAUACUCUGUCGCGCCGGGAUGUGGGGCCCUUAGGGUUGGGGCUUCAACUUUUUGGGAAGAAUAAAAUGUUUU